AGCAUAGCCCCUAGUUUCCCACCUAAGCUUGUGGAAGGCGAGCACCAGACAGUAACUGCACCUUCGUUCCCGGCGACUCGUUGCCUGCGAUAGCACGGCCCGAUAGGGUAGAGCUCACCACCAUGGCUGAGCCGAACAACACCCCGAUGCCUGCAAGCACUCCUGUGCCGGCUUCGACACCACGCUCAUCGUCUCCCGCGCCACCUGUUCCAGGCGACUUCUUGAACGCGAACCCGUCCAGAACUUCAACGCUCGCGGGCGCCGCCGCUCCGAGACGGCCCAUUGUUCUCCAUAUUGGUGACCCGAUCAAGUAUAACCCAAAGACGUAUGCAGAGUUCAGCGAUGCGUUUGAAGUAAUACGCCCCACCGCUGCUGAGCGUGAGCGUGGCGAGUUCAUACGGGCCCUAAAGGAGCGCCGUUGGGGCGACUUCAGUGCCAUUUUCCGGCCCUUCUGGGGCACCGGCGGCGAGAUGGGCCGAUGGGAUGCGGAACUCAUUGACCUGUUGCCGGACACGGUAAAGGUUUUUGCCAGCGCCGGUGCCGGUUUCGACUGGGCCGAUACUAAGCUGUUGGGCGAGAAAGGCAUCAUAUACUGCAACUCCGGUCUGGCCGCCGCGGAAGCUGUCGCCGACUUCGCCGUGGCCAUGGUGAUCUCCACCUUCCGCCAUCUCCCGUGGUGCAUGACAGCCGCCACGUUCCCGCCCCUGACCUCCUCAUCUGCCGACCUCUCCGACGCCGACGCCGACGCCCGCGCGCGGGAAGCCUUCCAAACCUGCCACGCCCGUGCGACCGCCGCGAGUCAUAACCCGCGCGGCCACGUCCUCGGUAUCAUCGGCUUCGGCAACAUCGGGCAGCAGAUCGCCGCCAAGCUCGGCAACCCGGCCUUCGGCAUGCGCAUUGCCUACCACGACCUGGUCCGCAAAUCGCCCGCCCUCGAGGCCUCGCUCAACGCGACCUUCCACCCGACCCUCGACUCCCUCCUCCAAUCCUCCGACUGCAUCGUGCUCGCCACUCCCGCCUCGCCCGACGGGAAGCCCCUCAUCACGGCCUCGGCGCUGGCUCGCUUCCGCCGCGGCGCGCGCUUCGUCAACGUCGCCCGCGGCUCCCUCGUCGACGAGGACGCGCUCGCCGAUGCGCUCGAGUCGGGCCUCGUCAGCGCCGCCGCACUCGACGUCCACGCCCGCGAGCCGCGCGUGAACCCCCGGCUCGUCGAGAUGGCCACACGCCUGCCCCGCCCGGCGGGAGACGGCAUCGACGACAGAUUGCCGGGCCCGGGCAGGGUCAUGCUCACCUGCCACAACGCCGGCGGCACGGUCGAGACGCACGCCGGCUUCGAGGAGCUGAGCAUGAGGAACAUCCUGGCCGUCUUGAGGGGCGGGGAGCCGUUGACGCCGGUGAAUCUGGAGUAUCUGAAGAGAUGAAGUUCUGGGGAGUGGCGCUGGACCGGGGUCGAAGUUUCCGCAUGCACAAAAAAAAAA
Thermothelomyces thermophilus ATCC 42464 is the source of this 1478-nucleotide messenger RNA. RefSeq lists its product as uncharacterized. Gene Ontology annotation, molecular function: NAD binding; hydroxypyruvate reductase [NAD(P)H] activity; glyoxylate reductase (NADPH) activity. Lineage: Eukaryota; Fungi; Ascomycota; Sordariomycetes; Sordariales; Chaetomiaceae. The transcript has 2 exons. Gene Ontology annotation, cellular component: cytosol. Bases 123 to 1421 code for a protein of 432 amino acids. The record is from RefSeq and is a predicted model, not a curated record.